UUCAAUUAUUAAUUUUCUAAGAACGGAUCCAAAAGUCCAAUAAGUUUUGUUUCAAAAUUGUGUCUGGAACCGGUACCACAGAUUAGUAUGACUCAUUCACUCAUUGACAUAUCGUAACGUAACGUAAGCUCUCCAAAUAAGUCAUAGUCAAAUUGGGCAAUAGUGUUAUUUUUAGAAAUAUCAUAUAAAGAUGAGUCUGCAGUGGACGUUGAUAGCAGGUGUUCUGUAUGCAGAAAUAACUGUCGUCCUUCUCUUAGUUUUGCCAAUAGCUAGUCCAAGAAAAUGGAAUUCGCUUUUCAAGUCGAGAUUUCUCCAAGGUAUAAAAAAUCAAGCCGGUAUUUAUUUUAUGAUACUUCUCGCAAUUUUGGUGUUAUUCUGCUUGGAUGCUAUAAGAGAAAUGAGAAAAUACUCUAAUCCCCAAGGAGACAGAGAUGGACAUGCCCAUUUGGAUCUAGAAAUGCAGGAAAGUAUGAGAUUGUUCAGAGCACAAAGAAAUUUCUAUAUAUCAGGCUUCUCUCUAUUUUUAUCUCUUGUAAUCAGAAGAUUGGUUAUGUUAAUAUCUUCUCAAGCAGCACUAUUGGCCCAAUCAGAAGCCUCUAUGAAACAAGCCCAAAGUGCUUCAGCAGCCGCUAGGACUUUCCUCAAACAGCAAGGAGAUGCCAAAGAUAAUAUAUCCAAUGAAGCUCAUGAUAAAGAAAUUAACGAAUUAAAAUCUGAAAUAUCAGAGUUGAAAGAAAAAUUGAAAACUGCUGAGGCAAACCAAUCAGCUGUAAAAACUCAAGCAAAUAAUUUGGCCAAGGAAUACGAUCGCUUAGCUGAAGAGCACAGUAAGCUUCAGAAAAAAAUCACAAUCAGUUCUGGGGAUAAGAAAAGUGAAUAAUUGUUUUUUUUGAUUACCUGCAUAUAUGUUAUGGUUAGGUUCCAGCUAUAUUUAUUAACUGACAUAUAAUAAGAAUUUCUAAUAAUUAAUAUAUUGUGCCUUUGUUAUGGAUUUUAUGUUUUAGGGUUUUUUCAAUACUCUUUUUUUUUGUUCAAAUAAAUACCUUGUUUUAAAAA
Molecule: messenger RNA, 1056 nt
Organism: Harmonia axyridis
Lineage: Eukaryota; Metazoa; Arthropoda; Insecta; Coleoptera; Coccinellidae
Product: B-cell receptor-associated protein 31
Exons: 2
Coding region: 191-880 (229 amino acids)
Biological process (GO): endoplasmic reticulum to Golgi vesicle-mediated transport; intracellular protein transport
Cellular component (GO): endoplasmic reticulum; endoplasmic reticulum membrane
Source: RefSeq, a predicted model, not a curated record